GUGGCCGGGGCGGGGCGGGGCGGGUCGUCCCGCGGUCCCGAGGCCCGGCCCUCCGGAGGGAAAGGCGGCGCCGCGCGACCCGUGUUGGCAGACAUGCGUCAGAAACUUGCCCAGUUGGUGGAAGAGCUCACGACCUCCGGGGAGCCCAGGCUGAACCCCGGGAAGAUGAAGGACCUGAAGAGGAUGUGCAGGUCUUCGGAGGAGCAGCUCAGCCAUGCCUACCACCAGCUGAUGACCCAGCUGAGCCAGGACCAUGCCGAGAUCCGCCUCUCCGCCUUCCAGGUGGUGAAUGAGCUCUUCACCAGGUCUCACCAGUUCCGGACGCUGCUGGUUUCUGACUUCCAGGAGUUCCUGGAGCUCACCCUGGGCACAGAUCCUGGGCAGCCUCUACCACCCCCCAAGGAGGCCGCCCAGCAGCUGAGACAGGCUGCCCUGAGGGCUGUGGAAGGGUGGAACGAGACGUUUGGGAAGGCCUAUAAGAAGUUAGCCUUAGGCUAUCACUUUUUAAGACACACCAAAAAGGUGGAUUUUCAAGAUGUCGAUGCUAGGACUCUGGCAGAGCGAAAGAGAGAGGAGGAGAAGCAGAAGCAUUUGGACAGAAUCUACAGAGCAAGAGCUGAGCAGGCUGAGGCAGAGAUGAAAGAAACGUCUGAAGAGAUCAGGUGCUGCCUGACUGAAGUGGAGAACUGCUUUAGGCUGUUGGUGCCCCUGGACUUUGGCCCCUGCCCAGCCGCUGUAUCCCUUAGCCAGGACUCUGAAAGGACUGAGGAGGGUGCGGCUCGUUCCCCGAGCCCAGGCCAGGCAGCCCGAGGCCAGGCUGGCAGCCCCAGCUCUCAGGACGAUGAGCAGCCAUGCUGCAGCAGAGCCUUGCUCACCUCUGCACACCCAGGAGCCACUCGCAGCGGGGAGGGGCCGCCCCAGACAGAGGCAGGGAGCCCCUCAGAAGACGAGGAGGAGGACACGGACUCGGAGGAGUUCCUGAGGAGCCAUGGGUUGGGUUCACACAAGUACACGCUGGCUGUGGAGCUCUCUUCUGAUGACCUGAAGGUGCGGGAGAGCGAGGACAACCUGGCUGUCCUCCACGCCGCCCGGGACGCCCUCAAGCUCAUCAGGAACAAAUUUCUGCCAGCUGUGUGCUCCUGGAUCCAGCGGUUUACCCGUGCAGGGAUCCACAGCCAACACUUAAAAUGUGCCAUUGACCUGAAAAUGGAACUGGAGCUUGCUUUGAGGAAGUGUGAGGAGCUGAACAUCGAGCUGGGACAGAAGGACGUGGUAGAAGACCUGGAGGACAGGGAGGAGGAGGACGAUGAAGACUUUGAAGAGGUUCCUGAGAAGGAGGGUUAUGAACCCCACAUCCCUGACCAUUUGCGGGCUGCGUGUGGGCUGACAGAGACUCUGCGGAGAGACACGGCUGCAGCCACGGCCACCCAGCCCCUGCAGGCCAGGGUGAAGAGGUCUGAAGAGGCGCCAGACCCCACCUCUGCUGCCGCCCAGCCCUGGCGGCUCCCAGACCGCCGAGCCCCUCCGCCUCCCAGCGCCGCCAGGGCACCGCUGGGACCAGAAGCCCAGAGGCUGGCCGCAGAGCGGGCCCGGGCGCCUGUUGUGCCCUUUGGAGCAGACCUGUGCAACUGGGGUCAGGAGCAGCCGGUGGCUGGGAAGAUUCUCAAAUCCAAGUCUCAGCACCGCUUCUGGAAGCCCCAUGAGGUAGAGGAGGAGACAGAUAGUGCAGACGUCUCUGAGGUUCUCCGGAGCCGCCACAUCACCUUUGCAGGAACAUUUGAGCCCGUGCAGCACCGGUGCCGGGCCCUGAGACCCGACGGCCGGCUCUGUGAGCGCCAAGACCGGCUAAAGUGCCCAUUCCACGGGAAGAUCAUCCCCAGAGAUGACGCCGGGCAGCCUCUCGACCCAGAGCACAGGGCCCGGGAGCAGAGGCAGCGGCUGCAGCAGCCAGCACGGCCAGAUUGGCAGGACCCUGAGUUUCUGAAGGACGUGGAGGCCGCCACAGGGGCAGAUCUCGGCUCAUCCAGGUAUAGCAAGAAGGGCAAAGGGAAGAGGAAGAAACACCCCAACCUCACCGACCUGCAAGAGCGGGCCAACACCGCCCGGGCUCGCAUUGGGAAGAAGGUCUUUGCCAAGGCAGCGGUGCAGAGAGUAGUUGCUGCAAUGAACCAGAUGGACCAGAAGAAGCACGAGAAGUUCGCAAACCAGUUUAACUAUGCGCUGAAUUAAAGCACUGGGCCUGUGUGCUGCACUGUCCCAGGCCCAGGGCGCAGGCCUGAGCAGAGCCGUG
Messenger RNA from Dipodomys spectabilis (banner-tailed kangaroo rat), 2290 nucleotides. RefSeq names its product UV stimulated scaffold protein A (gene Uvssa). Gene Ontology annotation, cellular component: chromosome. Gene Ontology annotation, biological process: response to UV; transcription-coupled nucleotide-excision repair. The coding region runs from base 94 to 2229 and encodes 711 amino acids. Gene Ontology annotation, molecular function: RNA polymerase II complex binding. The transcript has 13 exons. The record is from RefSeq and is a predicted model, not a curated record. Lineage: Eukaryota; Metazoa; Chordata; Mammalia; Rodentia; Heteromyidae.